CCAGGCCAGGCACUAGAUCCUACCCAGAAAAGGUAAGUGAUCCAGCUGCCUGUACCUUUGGUUUAGCUGGCUGUCUGUUUGUUUGGCAGGUGUGUGCUCUGAGAAGCUGGAAGUGAGCGCUGAGUGCUAAGUGACUGUUGAUUGCUGUGGGAUUGCUGACUGUGUGAUUGCUGCCUCGGCCUGAGUGAGCCCAGGCCCAGAAGGGUAUAAAAGGAGACCCCCCAGGUGACCAGAGAGCCUGUGACCAGGGAGCCAGUGAACAGGGACUGCCAAAGGGGAGCAGUUUGCAGGCAGCUCUCAGGCCAGUCAUGGGCAGGAGUACACGGGAGCUUCAGACAGGGACUUCAGGACAAGACUCCUGGUGGGGAAACUGCAUGGGAAUGCCCUGAAGCAGAUGCUGGUGAGUGGAGGACAGUCAUCUCAGGGGCCAGAACUCCCACCACAGAAACAGCUCCCCCGGUGCAGUUGGGGAACAAAUAUGAGACCCUGGCUGCACUGGAGAAGUGUGCAACGGGGGAAAGUGCACUGGAAGGGCCUGCCACUAUCACUGCACAAGCUGGGGGCUGGCCAGGUAAGCAGAAGAAGAGACACUGUGUCAUCAUUGUGAGUGACUCCUUGCUGAGAGGAACAGAGGGGCACCACAGUGCAUGAGGUCUGCUGCCUGCCUGGAACCAGGAUCAGGAAUGUCACGGCAAGAAUUCCUGACCUCAUCCGGCCCUCCGACAACUAUCCCAUGGUCCUCAUCCAUGUGGGAACAAAUGAUGUGGCCAGGAGUAGUCCAGACCAUAUCAUGAGUGUCUACAGGGCUCUGGGGACCAGGCUUAGGAAGACAGGGGCACAGGUGGUCUUCUUCUUGAUCCUCCUGGUCAACGGUCACAGUAGGCGUCACAUUACCUGUGUCAACGAAGUCAACCCACAGCUCUGGAGUUGGUGCCAUUGUGCGGGUUUUGGCUUCCUGGACCAUGAUCUGCACUUCCGUACAGGGGACCUUCUGCGAUGCAAUGGGCUUCAUCGCUCCACAAAAGAUGGCACAUUGGAUGAGGCAACAAGAAAAGACCUUUUUACAGACACCUUCUGUAAAGUGUGUGGAGCUGUGCUGCAAUUUGAGUCCCAAAGGAUUUCACACUAUGUGGGCAAAAAGCAUGCUCAGAAAGUUCGACUUUAUUUCCAAGUCCACGGUAAGCAAGAUGAGGGGCAAAAGGCUGGAAAACAGAAGAAGACAGAUUAUAUCAACUUUCAGAUGGAUGAAAGUGGAGUAGUGGAUAAAAACAAAUACUGCAGUCUCUGCAACAUGAUUUUUACUUCCCCAGUUGUUGCUCAGUCUCAUUACGUGGGAAAAAUCCAUGCCAAAAAGCUAAGGCAAUUAUCAGGAGACCAAGCUCAGAUGCUAGCGCAGAGCAUCCAGCCAGAAACUGCAAGUUCACCCACUGGUGCUUCCGCAUUGCCAGCACCCCAGCAGCCCUCAGCAGAGAAGUCCUCACAAGACAUAGAGACUGAAGAGUCUGCAUCAUCCUCCAGUAUGACUUUAGAUUUAAAUGAUCCAGACAAGUUUUGCAAGCUCUGUUCAGCUCCCUUCAAUAACCCACUGGUGGCCCAUCAGCACUAUGUUGGUAAGAAGCACAAAAGGAAUGAAUUGAGGAAGAAAAUGAUGAAGGACCUGGGGGAUGAAGCUGUUCCUGCAGAAUCCAGUGCAAAUGCAGUCGGGGUUGGUAACUACAUAUGUCCUAUAUGUAACAUCACCCUUACCUCUAUAGAAAUGUACCAGUCCCACAUGCAAGGAAAUAAACAUCAGAUUAAAGAAACCAUGGUUGUCAAUCUCAUAAAGAAUUCAAAGAAAACAUAUGACUCCUUUCAAGAUGAAUUAGCUGAUUACAUCAAAGUGCAGAAAGCAAGAGGCCUGGAACCAAAAACAUAUUUCAGAAAACCAGAGGAAGAUGAGUUUAAGACCAGUGAAUUUGAAGAAAAUAAUGACCAUGACGACACUGUACCUUUGGAUGCUAAGUUUGAACGAGACGAGUAUUGCAGCCCUUUUUCAGAAACGUGGACGUCAUCAUAUGCUGUUGAAAACAGACUGCCGUGCUGGUCGCCAGCUUAUCAGACUAGGCUAAGACUAGAAAACACACUUACAUGUCACUACAGUAAGGAUCGUUAUUUGGAAAUGACAUCAUCUCAGGUGACCGCCUACAGAGGUAACAGCUAUGGCCCAGAAUCAAAAGAAUCGGGUGACUGCUAUGACCACAUCUCUUCUGAUACAAGCACCAGCUCUCAUAAGAAAGAACAAAAGGUUCAGAGGAAACAAGACGAGGAGGAACACCACUUUGGAAAAGAAGUGAAACAUGAGAAAGAGCCCGCAAAGCAGAAGAGGAAGGAAAACAAUGAAGACCCUGAUUCUGGAAAGGAAAGUGAGAAGCAAAAGCGAAGGAAGGUUGAUACAGACUCAGCAAUUGAAAAGAAGUCAAAGCACAGUAAAGAUAAAAGACUUAAAGAAAUAGUCACUGAAAAGGAGAGCAGAAAACACAAAAAGGAUAAAAAGAAGCCCCAAAUUGAUGGCAAAACGGAUGAGGAGAUACUUUGGGAUGAGUCUAUCCUGGGAUACUGAGAGAUGUUUUGAUUAACAAUAAGAAGUCAUCUCACUUUGUAGUCUCUUAACCAUGGUGUACUAUAUUAUGAUUCAUUUUUUUAAAGAAAAAUAACCAAACUUUUUGGUUCCAGUCUUUGAAGUGAACGAGAGCCUAUCUUCUGAAACUAUCAGGUAGUAGAUAGGAAUCUGUUUUUACUAAUCUCACACACACAGCAGUUAUGCAACAGUCUGUAUGAACUUCAAAUCUAGGUCAGCAGUUUACAGCAUUCAUUUUGGAGUUCCAUCACCAUGUAUUGUUUCUUCCAAAUAAUAUUCGAAUACUAGAAGUAUUUUACUAGAAAUAAAGACACAGAGUAUGGAGGGCUUCUUUCAUUCUUCCAGCAUACCAAAGCUUGUAAAAUUAAAAAUAAGUACACAAUAUUCCCAACCAUUUCUGUAUGUGUUUCACUAAAGGAUUUUAAAGAAGACUGUAAGCCUAUUUAGGCUUUGGGUUCCAAUUCUUAUUUACUAUUGUUGUUUUUUCACCCAGCUCUGAGGGUGGAAAGUGAAAAGGUCUUUAUUAAACAUGCAGCUGAUUGUCAGAA
This is a messenger RNA of Alligator mississippiensis (American alligator), 3165 nucleotides long. RefSeq names its product lysine rich coiled-coil 1 (gene KRCC1). Lineage: Eukaryota; Metazoa; Chordata; Crocodylia; Alligatoridae. The coding region runs from base 734 to 2599 and encodes 621 amino acids. The transcript has 8 exons. Gene Ontology annotation, molecular function: nucleic acid binding; zinc ion binding. The record is from RefSeq and is a predicted model, not a curated record.